Molecule: messenger RNA, 663 nt
Organism: Phialemonium atrogriseum
Lineage: Eukaryota; Fungi; Ascomycota; Sordariomycetes; Cephalothecales; Cephalothecaceae
Exons: 3
Coding region: 1-663 (220 amino acids)
Source: RefSeq, a predicted model, not a curated record
AUGUUCUACCUGUUUGCCUACGUCAACUUCAUGCCCAAUGGCUACGGCCCCUGGCAAGCCGCAUAUGACAAGCUCGGCGAGUACGUCUGGAAGGAGGAGCCGUCGACAUUGUCGUACUACUUCGGCAUCCCCUACGACUACGAGCACGACUUCGAGUCCACCCCCCUCAUGUUCGCCUGGGAAGUAUACCCCGACCGCAAGGGCCUCUACGAAACCCACUUCAACUCCCCCGCCAUGGCCGAGUUCCAAAAGGCCGCCCUGCCCGCCAUGUCGACGGGCUUCGACCUGGCGCACUACGCCGAGCUUCCCGGCGGCAUGCUCGACGCGCCGGGAGACGCGCGCCAGUGCGGCGUGAUGCAGGAUAUCCGGAUCCAGUGCAAAUCGCCCGAGGCGCGCACCGUCGCCGCCGCCCGGCUCGCGGCCGUCGCGGCUGCGGUGCGCGCCAGGGCGGACCCCGCGGUGCUCACGUGGAUGGCGUUUGAGUGCCUCGACGACGAGACGGGGCUGCGGGUGUUUGCGAGGUUCGAGGAUAGGGCGGCUAUGGAGAGGGCUAAUGCUUGGGAUGAGGUGGUGGGGUUCUGGACGGCGAGUAAGGAGAAGGAGAUUGCGAGGAUUGAUCAGAGGGCUUAUGUGCCUAAUGGGAAGGGGUGGUUGCACCGUUGA